This is a messenger RNA of Caenorhabditis bovis, 3711 nucleotides long. Lineage: Eukaryota; Metazoa; Nematoda; Chromadorea; Rhabditida; Rhabditidae. The record is from the annotation of a GenBank genome assembly.
AUGGGAUCCCAAAUCAAAGGAAUCCUUCUUUUGAUCGCCUCCUUCAUUUCACUUAUUAAUGCUGACGGACGAGUUCUUCGACCGUGUUUCGAAAGAUAUCCGAAUCACCGAUUAGUCAAUGUUCGACCAUAUCACAGCGAAUGGCGAAUGAAGACUGAAGACUCGUGUCUGUUAUUCUGCUCACAAUCUGCGUCUCGAUGCCGAUCCAUCGUUUACGACAGUGUUCAACACAUUUGCCAUUAUUUCUCCGACGAAGGCGUCGAACAAGCGGUCAUUUCGGCUAAAAUGACGUAUUUGCGAGUCGUGUCCAUAUCAUGUCUACAGGAGAAUGCGGAUUUGGCCGAGGAUCCGAAUAGUCUGAUGCCGCCUGAAGCACCGCCCGUUCUUCUCACUAAUUCGCAAAUGCUGAAUAAUGAAAUUCAACAGGAGUUGUCGAUUCCUCAACCACCUGUUGAAACAACUCAAACCCCAUUGGAACAGGUCACUCAAAUGCCUGAAGUCAUCACAUUUGAGCCGGCGACUGAAUCAGCUACAAUGUCGACUCAACCACUCGAGGACCCCCUAAUGGAAUCGACGACUGAAGUGCCAACGACGACAACAACACUGCCAGAAAUUAUCGAAGAUGAUCUUGAUAAGGAGCUCGAGAAAGUGAUGGAACCGUCACAAUUCGCCGGGUCGUUUGAUGAGAACGAUGAGCCAAUUCAAGGAAAUGGGUUAUAUCGCGACAAAACCGAUCAGGAUCGAUUCGGUUCGAUGGAAAAAAUGGGAGAGUUUGAGAAGAAAACCAAAAAAACUAUCGAUGAGAAGCUGGAAGAUUUGAAAACCGAGGAUAAAAGGAAAUACGAAUUACUCAUGGGUGAAAAGAUUGAGGCGGAUUCGUCGGUUGAGCAGCAGAAGGAGAAUUUGAAGAACAACUUGAGAUAUGGAGCUAAAAUCAUCAAGUUCGACGAAGAAGCUGCAUUCCGAAAAAAAUCUGAAAUCCGAAGAAAGCAAGUCACAAAGCGGCCCCAUUUGAAGCCAGUCACCAUUUCCUCAACAUCUUACAUUCAAAAGGCCAAAUCGUUUUUGAACGAACUUAAUGAGUCGAAAGAGAUCGAGGAAGCCGAUCAACGUGAUGUACUCGAAACUAAAUGCGAAUCGGACGACGUUGCCGUGUGGAUGACAUUCGAGAACAGCGAACAGGCGAUGGAGAUGAACGAGUCUGACGAUAAAGUGGUGCCAACACGACGAGAUUGCCAGUGGCUGUGUGAUAAACAAAAUUGCCGAUCGUACACUUAUUUCGAGAAAUCGUCGACGUGCCAUUUGAGUUCGAAAUCCGAUGGAGUCACUCUAAAAGCUCCAACAACUGGCGACUUCUCAGCGAGUAGCUCAACUAAAUUCUGCUAUCCAAAAACAUUUUCCGUUUUCGAUGGUUGCGCGAAUUUUGUCGCGUUCCGCGAUUAUUCCGUCAAAAUCGAUGCGAUGGAGGAGUUCGACGGGUUGCCACGUGGCUACGAAGGAAUGCAGUUGUGCGUCGAAUUGUGUGUUCUGUCGACACGCUACACUUGCAAAUCGGCGUCAUUCAAUCCGAUAACUGGAAAAUGCCGUCUUCUCACUGAAGACUCGCUCUCGAGCCCUGAGAACUUUGCGUAUAACAAAUUCCAAAAGGACAUCUACUUUGAGAAUGGAUGCGCUUCAAGUGAAUCCGAAGACGUUCCAGAACGACACGUUGUGGUUGUGACAACUAAGCCGAAACGAAAGCGCGUGAACAAUGAGAAUCGGACUGCGAUUGAAAUGCAAAACAUCGAAGAGGAGCAAGGAUUCGAGAAAAUCGAAAUGAAAGAGCACCCGGUGGUAGUGGAGACGACGACGAAGAAGAAGAAGCCUGUCAUCGAGGUCGAAAAGAACAAUGUCUCAAUGAGCUUUGUUUUCGUCGAUAUCGAUCCCGAAACCGAGCACCGUGCGAUGACCGAUAGGAUUCGAUCACGCCACAGACGGCGUGAGCCGCACACUUCAGAAGAUGUGAUGGCAUUCGAGCCUGAUGCGGAUUUUUCCACCGCCGGAGCUCAUUUCACCCGAUUUUUCAAUCCGUCCGAUGCCGAUUACAAAAAUAGUGAUGAUGAGUACAAUGAAGAAGAUUAUGCCCAUCUUAUACCUGACCCUAAUGUUGAUCCCAGUGCAAAUUGGCUCAAAAGAACACAUUCUGCCUUAAAAGGCGAUAUCUCAUCUAUUCUACUUCUUCUAUUCUUAUAUCUCUUACAGGGUGUACCUCUUGGACUUAUUGGAGCUAUUCCGCUUCUUUUAUCUAGCAAGCAUGUGUCAUACAAGUCUCAAGCAAUCUUCUCAUUCGCUUAUUGGCCAUUCAGUUUAAAACUUCUAUGGGCCCCAAUUGUCGAUUCCGUGUACUCGAAACGAUUGGGACGUAGGAAAUCAUGGAUGGUCCCUUGCCAAUAUCUCAUCGGAAUUUUCAUGCUUUUGCUUUCGUACAAAGUCAACGAUAUAAUGGGAGAUGAUGGAGGAUCGCCGAACGUCGUCUUCCUUAUGCUUAUCUUUUUGCCUCUCAACUUCUUGGCAGCCACACAAGAUAUUGCUGUUGAUGGAUGGGCUUUAACUAUGCUUUCAAAGAAAAAUGUUGGGUAUGCGUCGACUUGCAACGCAGUCGGACAAACUGCCGGCUACUUCCUUGGAAACAUUGUAUUCCUGGCUCUCGAAUCAAGCUCAUUCUGCAAUGAUUUCCUUCGCUCUGCCGAUAACCAAAAAGACACCGGAAUUGUUGACCUUGCGGGAUACGUUUUCUUCUGGGGAUGGGUUUUCAUCGUCACAACGACAUUGGUGUUGAUUCUGAAACGCGAAGUGGAUAAAUCGGUUGAAAACACCGAUCAAGCAUCAGCAGUCGCCACUAAUGCGAACGGAAACGAAAGCGGCGAAGUCGAGGAACUUGAACUCGGCGUCACCGAUUCGUAUUUGGUUUUGUGGAAGAUUUUAUGUCUUCGUCCAAUUCAUUAUAUGGUUGCAAUAUUGCUGACUGGAAAAUUGGCGUUUGCUGCAACCGACGGAAUGACAAGUCUCAAAUUAAUCGGCAUGGGAAUUCCGAAGGAUCGACUAGCGAGCAUCGGCGUCUUCCUAACACCAAUGCAAAUAUUGUUGCCAUGGAUGAUUGGAAAAUGGACUGCUGGACCAAGACCACUCAACAUAUUUCUUCUGGCUUUCCCCUACAGAAUCUUCGUUGGCGGAGUUUUCGCUGCUCUUGUUUGGUGGACACCGCAUUUUAUGCUUCCAGAUGGAAAGUUCGAAUAUUCCGUUUACUUCGUUUGGAUCGCUGGAUACAUUUUCCAUCAGCUCGCCACUUACUGCAUGUUCGUUUCAAUGAUGGCCUUCAUCGCUCAAAUUUCCGAUCCUCGUAUUGGUGGAACGUACAUGACACUUCUCAACACUCUCAACAAUCUCGGAGGAAACUGGCCGGUCACGGUUAUUCUGUCGAUUACCGACUGGUUCACAUUCAAGGAGUGCAUGGUUAAAGGCACUAAAACAUCGUUGUACUCUUGCAAUACAAAAGCUCUUGCCGAUCAAUGUUCGGCGGGCGGAGAUGUGUGUGAAGUCACUGUUGACGGCUACUUUAUCUCUGUUGCGAUUUGCUCAGUUGUUGGAAUUAUCUGGUACAAAGUGUUCUUCAACAAACUGAAAUACCUCCAGAAGAUUCCACGCAGCCAAUGGAAAGUAUUUGGAAAGUAA